CAGUGCCUAUAGGCCUGGCUGCUGUGGCUUUAAGAAGUCUGUUCUGUUGGCCCCUCAUUGGAUGUUACAUGCAGACUGUGCACCAAUAGUGUGCAGAACUGUACAAAGAGAUCUACUCCCUCCCCCCAGCCUCAGCACCGUAACCCUUACAAUACUCAGAGCUGGAGGAGAGAGAGGGACGCGUUCACACAGACGAAUAUAUAAAGUCAUUUAAACACCGUAUCCUUUCCGAUAUCCAAACUUUAGAAAAAUGCUAGAUGGAAUAUGCGUUCUGGAGAUGCAUUUUGAUAUAAAGCUCUUCGUUCUGGACAGUAUUUUUGGAAUUGUAUUAUAACGGAUAAGGGAUGACAAAGAGAAUGGGAUACCGAGACUGGAGAUGGCUGGCUAUUUGGUGGCAUCAUUUCUUUCUCUUGUGGAGUACAAUAGACGGACAGACUCGCUACACCGUCUCGGAGGAACUGAAACAGGGCUCUGUGGUAGGAAAUCUAGCCAAAGAUCUGGGUUUGGGACUCUCUGAGGUUUUUGACCGUAAGCUGCGUGUCGCCUCUGAGGCUGGUAAGCAGUAUUUCAAUGUGGAUGCGGGGAAGGGCGAGCUGGUCGUCAAUGAGAGAAUAGACAGAGAGACGUUAUGCGGACAAAGCGCCAGCUGCGUUUUGCCUCUGCAGGUUGUCAUUGAAAACCCGUUACAGUUGCACCGUAUUGAGGUGGAAAUACGAGACAUAAAUGACAAUUCGCCUAGUUUUCUUACAAAGGAGCUCACAGUGAAAAUAGUCGAAUUGACUGUUGCAGGCACACGUUUUCCUUUGGAGAGUGCAGAGGACCCAGACGUGGGCAGUAAUUCCCUUAAAUCCUAUACUAUUAGUAAAGAUGAGUGUUUUACGUUGAAGGUAAAGGAGCUUGGUAAUGGAAAGAAAAUACCAGAACUAGUUUUAGAGAAACCCUUAGACCGAGAGAAAAAAUCUGUCCAUAAACUACUGUUAACAGCGCUAGACGGAGGCAAUCCUGUCAGAUCCGGGACGGCAGAGAUAACUAUCACUGUGCUUGACGUAAACGAUAAUUUUCCAGUAUUUGAAAAGUCUGUGUACAAAGUUUCUAUCCACGAAAAUAGUGCAAAGGGGACAUUUAUGAUUAAACUUAAAGCGACAGAUAUUGACGAGGGUCAAAACGGGGAGAUAAAGUUUUCGUUUGGUGAGCGCACCCCUGCGUCUGUGCUUUCUACAUUUAAUAUGGAUCCAGACACAGGGGAUCUUUUUUUGAAGGGGGAUUUAGAUUUCGAAAKAGCGACAACAUAUGACAUUGAUAUCACGGCGAGAGAUAAAGGCAUUCCUGAAAUGGAAGGACACUGUCGCGUGCAGGUAGAGGUAAUAGACGUUAACGACAAUUCGCCUGAAAUUGUCCUCACUUCCCAACCAAACCCGGUGCGCGAGAACGCGCCCAGUGGCACGGUAGUAGCUUUGGUCAGUGCCCGGGACCUUGACUCCGGUAAUAACGGUAAAGUGAAGUUACAGCUCCCGAGAGGUUAUCCUUUUAGUCUGAAACCGUCAUUUUCUAAUAAUUAUGCACUGGUCACCAGUGGUGUUUUAGACAGAGAGAGUWUCUCAGAGUAUAAUAUUGAGAUAACAGCCACUGAUUCGGGCUCCCCUCCCCUGACUACCAAGAAAACUAUACCAGUCACUAUCAUUGAUGUCAACGACAACCCUCCUAAAUUCUCUCAGCCCUUCUAUAAUGUAUAUUUAAAAGAGAAUGGACUACCAGGCUCAAUGCUCUCCUCAGUAUCCGCGUCUGACCUGGAUUUCGGGGAUAAUGCCAAGAUCUCCUACUCCAUCCUAGACUCCAAAGCGCAGGACGUUUCUGUGUCCUCCUAUGUGUACAUGAACACUGAUAACGGUAGUAUCUACAGCAUGCWCUCAUUUGACUAUGAGAAACUGAAGGUGUUUCAGAUUCUGGUGCAGGCCAAGGACCACGGCUCUCCCUCUCUGAGCAGCAAUKCCACUGUUUAUGUUUUUAUCCUGGACCAGAACGACAACGCCCCCGCUGUUAUUUACCCCUCCGCUGCCCUGGGCUCGCUCUCUCACCAGAAGAUGCCCCGCUCCGCUAAAGCAGGCCACCUGGUUACUAAGGUAACUGCCGUAGACGCAGACUCGGGUCAUAACGCCUGGAUCUCGUAUAAAUUGGCGGAGGCCACAGACGCAUCUCUGUUUAGUGUCAACACUUACACAGGGGAGGUGAGGACUAAAACGCGCUGUGUCCGAGCAGGACGACUCCUCUCAGAGGCUGCUUAUAGAGAUAAAGGACGACGGGAACCGGUACAGUCUUCCACGGUCACAGUGGCCAUACUGGUAGAGGACGGGCUCCAAGAACCCAUCUUGAACCUCCGGCAGAAAGCGCCAGAGCCCGCAAGAAAAGCGGGAGAAUCACCCUGUAUUUGAUCCUCCUCUG
Molecule: messenger RNA, 2439 nt
Organism: Salvelinus sp. IW2-2015
Lineage: Eukaryota; Metazoa; Chordata; Actinopteri; Salmoniformes; Salmonidae
Product: protocadherin gamma-C5-like
Biological process (GO): homophilic cell-cell adhesion
Cellular component (GO): plasma membrane
Molecular function (GO): calcium ion binding
Source: RefSeq, a predicted model, not a curated record